This is a messenger RNA of Vicia villosa (hairy vetch), 954 nucleotides long. Its product is annotated as ATP-dependent Clp protease adapter protein CLPS1, chloroplastic-like. The record is from RefSeq and is a predicted model, not a curated record. Gene Ontology annotation, biological process: protein catabolic process; proteolysis. The transcript has 3 exons. NCBI's taxonomy places the organism in Eukaryota, Viridiplantae, Streptophyta, Magnoliopsida, Fabales, Fabaceae. Bases 121 to 618 code for a protein of 165 amino acids.
UAUCACCCCAAAAAAAAAUCAACAUGGUAACGACAAGACAACAUUACUACAUUAUUUCCCUCACUCAUCAUCAUUAAAAACUAGGUGUGACCUUGUGCUAUUAUUAUUAUUGCCAAAACCAUGAAAGCUAUGAAAGCUUCACUACACAUCACUACUCCAUUUGCUAUUAUUUCACCCAACCAACUACUCAAUGCAAUCACUCUUGGGGAUAAGUAUUUUGGUUUCAAAUAUAGCAAAGAUAAGAGUAUUGUAAUGACAAUGGUGGCCACAAGAUUAGGUAAAGGUGGUGGUUUGUUGGAGAAGCCUCCAACCAUAGAGACAACUUCACCUGGUCGAGAAUCUGAAUUUGAUUUAAGGAAAUCAAAAAAAACAUCACCACCAUACAGAGUAAUGCUGCACAAUGACAACUACAAUAAAAGAGAAUAUGUAGUACAAGUGUUGAUGAAAGUGAUACCUGGAAUGACAGUUGAUAUUGCGGUUAACAUCAUGCAAGAGGCGCAUUAUAAUGGUUUAGCAGUGGUCAUUAUCUGUGCUCAAGUUGAUGCGGAAGAUCAUUGCAUGCAAUUGAGAGGAAACGGCCUUUUAAGUUCGAUUGAGCCAGCAGAUGGUGGUUGUUGAAUACUCAAAAAUUCAUAAAGAUAUCUCGAAUUCACCGCAGUCAGUAAAUUGGAAUCGUCAGAUGAAGAUCAGACGAUUUAUAGUAAAGAUCGGUAAAUUGAAUAUAUAAUAUAAGUUGUUCGAUCUUCACUCGGAUAAUUCUGAUUGAUUGACGGUGGUGAUUAGUGCAUGAUAUUAACUAUAGGGUGCUUAAGUGUAUACAUAUUAUACACAUUUUUCAGUGUCCUAUUUCCCAAACAUUAAAGAUAGUUAAUAGUUGUAUACAAUAUUUGUGAUAAGGCAUGGAAAUAUAUAAUGCUAAAUUGAAGUUAUAUAAGAAUAUUGUCAAUGUUCAAA